CCAUUUCAACCAAUCAUUUGUCAAAGUGAGCACGAGGCUUUUGCGUCUCUUCCCUUACAAGCCGCCAUUUUGUUCUCGAUGGAUCAAGCAGGAGGUGCAGGAAACGCUUACGCUGAUGCCCUUGCACGUGCACGACAGAUAGCAGCUAAAAUAAAUCAACCUGGUGCUGGUGACGCUCAGCCACAAGGAAUAAAGCGACCCUUUGAGGAUGGUCCAGGGUUUGGUGAGCCAGAUACAAAGAAAUCGACCGCUGCACUAAACGAUCCAAUUGGAGCUCAAUUAAGAGCUAUUCAAGACCAACAGAGGGGAAGUUCAGCUGCACAGGCUGCGCAGGAGGCAGCAGCUAGAAUAAAUCAGCAACUAGGAGUGGGACCAGCAACUGCUCCCCCUGUAAUUGGAAACCCGUCUCCUCACGCACAACUUGGCGCAGUCAUGGAAGAAACUUACAUGGUACCCGACAAGAUGGUUGGGUUAGUUAUUGGUAAAGGUGGUGAACAAAUCACACGAUUACAGAUGGAAACUGGUUGUAAAGUUCAGAUAGCACCUGAUAGUGGUGGUUUACCUGAUCGAGCUUGUAGACUUACUGGUACACCUCAAGCCAUUGCGCAAUGUAAACAAGUUAUAAAUGGUAUAAUAGAUAGAGCACAGAAUAAUAACAUGGAUCCUAUGAAUAUUGGUGAAGGACAGACAGUAAUUGAAAUGUUUAUUCCGGGAAAUAAAGUUGGUUUAAUUAUAGGAAAAGGUGGAGAAACUAUCCGAAAUUUACAGGUAAUUUGUUAA
Messenger RNA from Patella vulgata (common limpet), 780 nucleotides. RefSeq names its product far upstream element-binding protein 1. Gene Ontology annotation, molecular function: mRNA binding. The record is from RefSeq and is a predicted model, not a curated record. Bases 79 to 780 code for a protein of 233 amino acids. Gene Ontology annotation, biological process: regulation of gene expression. NCBI's taxonomy places the organism in Eukaryota, Metazoa, Mollusca, Gastropoda, Patellidae. Gene Ontology annotation, cellular component: cytoplasm; nucleus. The transcript has 8 exons.